Molecule: messenger RNA, 1026 nt
Organism: Colletotrichum aenigma
Lineage: Eukaryota; Fungi; Ascomycota; Sordariomycetes; Glomerellales; Glomerellaceae
Gene: radE-2
Product: Efflux pump radE
Exons: 3
Coding region: 1-1026 (341 amino acids)
Biological process (GO): transmembrane transport
Molecular function (GO): transmembrane transporter activity
Source: RefSeq, a predicted model, not a curated record
AUGCUGAUCAUCUUCCGGUUCGUCACUGGCCUCGUGGGAUCAAGCCCUUUGGCCCUUGGUCCUGCGAGUGUAGCUGAUAUCUUCAAAACAGAAGAGCGAGGGAAGGCUCUCGCUCUCUGGAACCUUCCCGUCCUACUAGGCCCGGCCAUCGGACCUCUCGUCGGGAGCUACCUGGCGGCUGCAAUGGGCUGGAGAUGGAACUUCUGGUUUCUCGCGAUAGCGAUGGCAGCGAUUCUCGUUGCGACUGCAGCGUUCCUGAGGGAGUCUCACCUCCCAACACUUUUGAAGCGCAAUGCUCGAACCCAGAAGAAGGCGACAGAAGCCCUUGGACCUGGCAACGCGUUUGAUUCCUCCUCGCAACCUCAUCUGAAGACAUUUACGAGCGCUAUCAUUCGACCCUUCAAGUUACUCUUUUUGUCGCCAAUUGUGUUCUUUCUUUCAGUGCUUGCAGCGAUCAAUUACGGCUAUAUCUACAUCAUGUUCACAACUAUGAGCUCAACCUUUGUCGAACGUUACGAUACGUUUGACGAAAGAAACGUAGGACUUACGUACUUGGCAUUCGGGAUUGGCAACGUUUCUGGAAAUAUCGUCUUGAGCGUAAUUUCAGAUCGGAUCGUUAAGCGGGGCGCCGCGAAAUCCGGAACCACGAAGCCGGAAUACAGACUUCCCCCGCUACUUCCUGGUAGCCUUCUUGUUCCGGCCGGACUGCUCCUGUACGGGUGGACACUGGAACGUAACGUGCACUGGAUUGCACCACUGUUCGGCAUGCUCCUAAUUGGCUUUGGUACAAUCCUCAUCUUCGUUCCUGUUAAUGCGUACCUGGUAGAUGCUUUCACCGAGUACGCAGCGAGUGCCACGGCGGCGAGCACUGUGCUAAGAAGCUUGGGAGGUGGCCUACUUCCGUUAUGUGGUGGCAGGAUGUAUCAGGCAUUGGGUGAUGGUAUAGGCAACACCAUCUUGGCUGAGAACAACUGGGAAAGAAAACUCAAAUUUCCUGGUAACUGGGACUUUGAGUCUUGGUGUUGA